Messenger RNA from Condylostylus longicornis, 2178 nucleotides. RefSeq names its product transcription factor mef2A. Bases 225 to 1898 code for a protein of 557 amino acids. NCBI's taxonomy places the organism in Eukaryota, Metazoa, Arthropoda, Insecta, Diptera, Dolichopodidae. The transcript is spliced from 4 exons. The record is from RefSeq and is a predicted model, not a curated record.
AAUGAUCUUAGAUCUUAUUCUGCUUGCGAGAUUCAAACAGAUGAGAUGUAUUUCGUAUUGUUUCUCGCAAAAAAGUUUUUCUAGUAGAGUGGUUUAAGUAAUAGCUACGUCGAUUAUUUUUAAUAUUUUAACAAGCGAUACAUAAAAUGAUAGUCUUCGCAUAACAAGAAAAACAAUCAUGUCGCAGUUAUAACGUUUAUUUCACAAAACAAAACCCAUCAGUAAUGCAUCAACAAAAUCGUUCUUCAAAUGGGAAAAAACAUGUUAUAAUACCAACAUCAAGUGCCAACAGUACGAGCCAGCCAAUUAAAAAUUGUGUCGGAGGCAAGAGCAAUAAACCAGUAAAUAACAGCUUAAAUAGUAAACAUAAAUUAGGAUCAUCAAAUAAUAAUUAUCUUCAUCACCCACAUAAUCAAAAUGGUAAUAUAAACGGAAGUGGUUUUAAUACUGGUAAUAACAUUAAUAACAACACCUAUAGCAUAAAUAACAAUGGCGGGGCAUUGGAUUCAUUACCUAAAGCGUUUGUGACUUCAAUGAAAACUUUAUUUGAUAUAUUAGACGAUCAUCAAACUGGUUAUGUUAAACUUGAAGACAUAGAAAGAGGUUGGCAAGAUGACGGUUCAAAAGGUUUACCCCACGGAGUUAUUGAUUCUUUAAGAAAAGUUACACCUUUAAAUGGUUUAUUAAGCUUUGAAAGAUUCUGUGCUGGUUUGAAAAUUUGUUUACUUCGAAAUCAAGCGACAACAAAUAUUAAUAGUCAUUCAGCAAAAAAUAAUAUUAGCGAUCAUAGUAAUAAUCGAAGACUGUCAAGUGACAAUAUUUUGGUUAAUAACAGUAUUAGUAAAAAGAGUAGUAAAGAAUACUCCCCGAACUCAUCACCAAAAGUAUCAUCAAUAAGGCCUCCUUCAGCUCCACUUCUAGAUAUUGAAAAUCCUGUUCCUAAUAAUCAAUGGAAUAGUAACACGGCUACAGUCAGACCAAUGCCUGGUCAAAGAGCCUUAAGCUUACCACAAUUAAGUCCUGGAGAUAGUGAUGAUCUGGAAGUUUUACCACCACUAGAUUCCGUUGAUCCUUUAAUGUCGAUACAUCCACAAUCAAUCAUUCAAGACUUAUAUGGUGGGGCUCCACCAAAACCACCGCGGACUGGUCUAUUAUCAACACAUAAUUCCAACGGAUUAAGUACUGGAAUCGCAAAUCCUGGAUCCAAUGUUAUAAAUUUGGCUUCAACCACAACGAAAGCAUGUGGAACUAUUGGAAUUGAUAAAGCUGAAAUACGUAGUGCUUUGCAAAAUUGGCAAAUGGGCAUCUUAAUGAGUGAAAUGGAAUCGAAAGAUAAAUGGCGCCAUGAUCUUAACACAAACAAUCACUUUCCAAGAGGAACAGCCGAUGGAGGCUCUACAGAAAUGUCAAAUAACAUAGGGUUGAUUAGGAUAGGUCCUCAGUCAUUGCCGUCAGUUGAAGUAUCACCAAAUCAAAUAUAUCAAAAGAAAACUAAUUCGAAAAGACGCGAACCAAGACGUCAUACUUUGCAAAACGGAAUUGAUUAUAAUUUACUUAAACGACUUAAACAGUAUGAAGAAGAAAGAGAUCUGCUUUACCAAGGUUUUACAGCCAUAGAAAAAGCUCGAGAAUGGUAUUUACAACAAAUAGGAAACGUACAAGAAAAAAUAAGAUAUUUAGGAAGAAUGGGUUCACAUGUGGAACAGUGGUCUGAAGUCCACCAAGAGCGCUUAGAUUUUCAGAAAGCAAGAGUACAAGAAAUUAACCGGCAUCUGUCAACUUUGGCAGAUACAUGGGAAAGAGGAGGUUUUCCAAUGCACAUGAAUUUGGCUGUUUCUAAUGGAAGCACUACAAGAGCGACAAGAGGUGUAUUAGUUCGAUCAAUAGAGAAGGAUUAACGCUGCUCUAGCUUCAUUUCAGAAUAUUUAGAAACAAAGAUUGUGAACCAGGAACAAUUAUGUAUCUUAGUUUGUUAUACAAAAACAUGGAUUUCUUUUUAGUUUUUUCGCAAAGUAUCUAUUCCGAACUUAUGUCAUUUCGCCGUGCUAAAUAAUACGUCUGCGUUAUACAUUAUGAAAUAUAUUAAUGGAAUAUUUCGGGUGCGAUCUAGCAAAAAUUAAUCACCUUUUAUUGGCCAUAUAUGUAUAUUUUUAGAAAUAAAUUUUUAUUUUUAAAUAA